This is a messenger RNA of Exophiala aquamarina CBS 119918, 1836 nucleotides long. RefSeq lists its product as uncharacterized. Bases 1 to 1836 code for a protein of 611 amino acids. Lineage: Eukaryota; Fungi; Ascomycota; Eurotiomycetes; Chaetothyriales; Herpotrichiellaceae. Gene Ontology annotation, cellular component: nucleus. Gene Ontology annotation, biological process: regulation of DNA-templated transcription. Gene Ontology annotation, molecular function: transcription cis-regulatory region binding; DNA-binding transcription factor activity, RNA polymerase II-specific. The record is from RefSeq and is a predicted model, not a curated record. The transcript has 2 exons.
AUGACAGGCCACCGUGUGUUCGUUGUUCACGAAGAGGUGUGCAAUGCGUUCUCAAUAAGAGCCUUCAAACUCUACUCGAUGGAAGCAAGAGAAAACUCAUGUACGGAAUACAGGCAAACGGAGCUGUUGCAAAUCGACAUUUACAAUCUCCACGAAACACUUGAAAUUGUGUGUCGCAGACUUGGUGUUUCGGUUCCCCGAGCACUCUCCACCAGAGCCCCCGUAAAAGUCUCCCAGGACAAUGGAGCUAUCAGCAGCGAUAACGACCAAGAGUGUGAAAUAUCCCCUCCAACAUCGCCCUCGGCCGUGCAAGCUCCGAUUGACACCUUCCUCGAAGUUACUAAGCUUGGAAGCCCAACAUCAGCCGAUACUCCACACAGUCUGCGCCAGAAUCGUCCGAAUCAAAAUUUUGAUCUGAUUGGCAAAGGUGUCACUUCACUGGCAGUGGCAGAGAAUCUCGCCCAAAGCUACUUUUCUCGCCUCGACCAUUACCUUUAUGGUAUUGGAAGUAGCCUGGGGGACUUACAGUCUUUGAGACAUACAUCACCUAUAUUGAUAGCCGCUAUCUGCACAGUCUCUGCCCUCCACGAUCCCAAGGACCAGUCGCUCUACGAGGCUUGUAACCGAGAAUUUCGUCGUCGCGUAUCAAGAUCGGUUUUCGAAAAGCGAGGGAUAGAUCAUCUACAAGCUUUAUGCAUUGGCUCUUUCUGGUUGACAGACGCAUCAAGAAUCCUUUGUAGUGAUGCUCUGCGCAGAGCAGCAGACACAAGGCUGCACAAGCACUUCCAGCAGCUUCUUCAACCUCAAGCUUUUCAACCGGGUUCGGGUAUGAACCUAACUCCAGCUGAUCAUACCAAUCGCAUCCGACUUUGGUACUUGCUCUUUAUUUGCGACCAGCACCUCUCCAUUCUUCAUAACCGUGAUCCACUCCUACGGACAGACAAAGAAAUCACUGCUAACUGGGAACUCUUCUUGGAACGAGAAGGGGCGACCGAUUCAGACAUUCGAUUAAUGUCACAAGUUGCCUUACUUUUGAUCAUGGGUCAAGUACGGGACACGUUUGGGUCGGAACUUGAUGACAAACUCUCGAAAGGUCUCGCAGUCCACCUGGUGAGUUACUCAAAGCAGUUGGAUAUGUGGUACAACAGAUUUUCGAAGCUCUUCAAACCAAAUCCUCACAUUGGCAAUUUUCCCAUGAGAGGUCUGCAGAUGCAUUAUCAAUUUGGGAAGCUAUACUUGGGACACCAUGUCUUUAAGGGUCUCAAAGGAGAACCCGUUCCACCAUACUUUUUGUCCUUGGCAAACACCACCCGCGACGCGGCUGUCGAGAUCUUUGACAUGAUCAUCAGGGAUACUGAACUACAACAAAGCCUUGUCGGCAUGCCACACUAUUUUCACAUCAUGAUAGCCUUCGCAGGGCACUUCCUUCUCGAAAUCUGCAGCAAAUAUCACAGCCAAUUGUGCAUCGAUCUUGACCAUAACUUCGAUUUGAUCAGCAGAGUCCUGAACUUGUUUCAGAGUCUACCAUGUAUUCCACAACAUCCAAUUUCGCGCAUGACUGCCGGUUUGGCCCGCAAGCUGAUGACGAGCGCAGCAACCGUCAAUAUCAAUGGAGGCAUCGAUUAUCAAUCCACUGGUAUCCAAGAAAUGGCGAUGGGCCAUCCUAAUGGGCCCGAUUCGUACUUGGCAUCUCAGGUACUAGACAAUGGACAGCAGCGCAAUAAUAACCAAUUUGUUCCCGGUUUCAUGCAUCCAGCAACAAACCAACAUGGCCUCAUGUUCUCGGAUUUUGAACAGUUCAGUUUUCCGGAGAUGACCAUGAACUUCAUGUCUUGA